Messenger RNA from Lampris incognitus (smalleye Pacific opah), 2154 nucleotides. Its product is annotated as sodium/hydrogen exchanger 2-like. NCBI's taxonomy places the organism in Eukaryota, Metazoa, Chordata, Actinopteri, Lampriformes, Lampridae. Gene Ontology annotation, molecular function: sodium:proton antiporter activity. Gene Ontology annotation, cellular component: membrane. The transcript has 14 exons. The record is from RefSeq and is a predicted model, not a curated record. Bases 1 to 2154 code for a protein of 717 amino acids. Gene Ontology annotation, biological process: regulation of pH; sodium ion transport; proton transmembrane transport.
AUGGCCAUGGAGGAGUUGAGAUGUCCAGGCCUGACAGCCCGCGCUGAAGUGCCUCAGCCCCAGAUUCUGGUCACAAAACUGGACUUCAACAGCAGUGAUGGCAGCCUGGCCAUGAAUCUCCCCAUGGCUCUAAGGGUUUUCAGUGUGGACUACCACCAUGUGCAGGCACCAUUUGAGAUAGUGCUGUGGAUCAUGUUGGCCUCAUUGGCCAAGCUGGGGUUCCACUGGUCAGGUCGUGUUCCAGCAGUGGUCCCAGAAAGCUGUCUGCUUAUCAUGGUUGGCCUGCUGGUGGGAGGGGUUAUUUACGGCGUCCGCCACUCUGCCCCGCCCACUCUCAGUGCUGACGCCUUCUUCCUCUUUCUGCUUCCGCCAAUCGUCUUGGACGCAGGGUACUUCCUGCCAGGGAAACUGUUUUUUGAAAACCUUGGCACAAUCCUCUGGUAUGCCGUUCUGGGAACCUUGUGGAACGUACUGGGCAUCGGCCUGUCCCUGUACGGUGUGUGUCUGCUGGCCCACAGCUCCCUCGGAGACAUCUCUCUGCUCCACUGCCUACUAUUUGGCUCCCUAAUUGCAGCCGUGGACCCAGUGGCCGUACUUUCUGUCUUCCAGGAGAUCCACGUUAAUGAACAGUUACAUAUCCUGGUGUUUGGCGAGUCACUGCUCAAUGAUGCUGUUACAGUGGUGCUUUACAAGCUAUUUGAGUCCUUCCUACGUCUGCCAUCUGUGUCUGGGCUGGAUGUACUGCUUGGGGGCUGCAGGGUGGUGGUGGUGGGCCUGGGGGGGCUGUUUGUGGGUCUGUUCUUUGGCCUGGUGGCGGCCCUCACCUCUCGGUUCACCUCCAGAGCCCAGGUCAUCGCCCCACUUUUUGUCUUCCUCUAUUCCUACUUGUCCUAUCUGACCUCUGAGAUGCUUCACCUCUCUGGUAUAAUGGCCAUUGUGACGUGUGCCGUGACCAUGAAGCAGUACGUCGAGGCUAACGUGUCCGAGCGCAGCAACACCAGCAUCCAGUACUUCCUGAAGAUGUGGAGCAGCGUGAGCGAAACCUUGAUAUUCAUCUUCCUGGGCGUGUCCACCAUACAGGACGUUCACAUGUGGAGCUGGCCCUUUGUCUGCUCCACCCUGCUGUUCUGCCUGGUCUGGAGGGCCACAGGUGUUCUCUUGCUGACUGCUGUGGUGAACAAGCUGCGGAGGAACGCUGUGACAUUUAGAGAUCAGUUCAUUAUUGCCUACGGUGGCCUGAGGGGCGCAAUUUGCUUCUCCCUGGUCUUCCUCAUUGAUGACUUCCCCAAGAAGAGACUCUUCAUCACAACAACCAUUGUAGUCAUCCUAUUCACUGUGUUUGUGCAGGGGAUGACCAUAAAGCCGCUGGUGGAGCUGCUGGAGGUGAAGAGGAAGAAGAGAGUUCUUCCUACUGUCAGCGAGGAGAUUCACAGCAGGCUCCUAGACCAUCUGCUGGCGGGGAUAGAGGACGUCGUCGGCUACUGGGGACAACAUUACUGGAAGGACAAGUUCGAGCAGUUUAACAGAAAGUACCUCCGUCGCUUCCUGAUCCGCGAGGAGCACCAGGCUCGCUCCAGCAUCCUCAGGGUUUACCAGGAGCACGAGAGACGGGAGCAGAGGGGAGAGGAGGAAGCUCCACCACUUGUUGACCCUCGUUUCCAGAAUCGACCCCUCCUACCAGAAGAGAUGGACAGCAUCAGACGUAUCCUCUCCAGAAACCUGCACAACUUUAACAACAAGCAAAUCCCGGCCUACAGCAGACACACUCUCCAACACGAAGCCGUUAUGGAUCGAGCAAGGAAGCCACUUCGUAGGCACCAGAGUCUGGGAGAGAGAUACACAUACGCUUCACACACACAACGGCCACAGGGUGAAGACAGGGAGUUUGGCGGCUCGCAGAGGGUGAGGACAGGCCUCAGCAGGUCUCACACAGUUUGCUCCAUGAGCCCGUGGCCGGUCGACUCCCCGGCCCCUGCAGCUCCAGCCGGGCCUGUGAGAGCCGAGCCGGGCAGCCCGGCAGCAGGGGGAGAACAGGUCCUCUCACCGCAGCAAGACUCCGCGGAUAAAACCCCUAGAAAACAGCUCAGCUUCGUCCUGGAGAACGAGAAGGAGGUACAGAGUCAGAGACAAAGUGGUAGACACGGGGGAAAGUGA